AUGGCUGUCGACCGCUCCGAGUUCUUGAGCAGCAUUUACAAAGAGGGGAUAUUCAACAACAGGGUCGUCUUCGUGACUGGAGGCGCAGGUACCAUCUGCAAGGUACAGACGAAGGCGCUCGUCUAUCUGGGCGCAAACGCUUGUAUUCUUGGGCGUAAUGUUGAGAAAACAGAGGCCGGCGCCAAAGAGAUAGCAGCUGUCCGCAAUGGCGCCAAGGUCAUCGGUAUUGGUGGUGUUGACGUGAGGAAUUUCGACAGCCUCAAGGCCGCAGCCGACCGUUGUGUCAAGGAGCUUGGUGCUAUUGACUUUGUCAUCGCGGGCGCAGCAGGCAACUUUGUGGCUCCCAUAUCAGGCCUGUCCCCCAACGGCUUCAGGUCCGUCAUCGAGAUCGACACCAUCGGCACGUUCAACACCGUCAAGGCCACGGCGCCCUACCUGGUCGAAUCAGCCGAGCGGAACCCAAACCCACCACCCGCCGGCCAGGUCGGGACGGGAGGACGGAUCCUAGCCGUGUCUGCUACCUUCCACUACACCGGCCUCCCUCUCCAGUCCCACGUCAGCGCCGCAAAGGCCGGCGUAGACAGUAUCAUGGCGAGCGUCUCCCUCGAGUACGGGCCCAUGGGCGUAUGCGCCAACGUCAUCUCGCCUGGCGGCAUCGACGGCACUGAGGGCCUGGAGCGGCUCGCCAGCAGCACGGCCGCCCACACUGCGGCAGCCACCGCUGCCAUCCCGAGUGGGAGGUGGGGCACCGUCCGCGAUAUUGCGGAUGCGACGGUGUGGCUGUUCAGUGAUGCUGCUAAUUAUGUCAACGGUCACGUUCUUGUCGUCGACGGCGCAGCGUGGAGGAGCCCCGGCGCAAUGGCUGUGGGCCUUGACGAAGGUAUGCAGUAUCCCGGCUUCCUGAAGACCGGGCACUCUAAGAACAUCAAGACCGGGAAGAAGCCAGACAGUAAAUUGUGA
Messenger RNA from Diaporthe citri, 960 nucleotides. RefSeq lists its product as uncharacterized. Gene Ontology annotation, molecular function: 2,4-dienoyl-CoA reductase (NADPH) activity. Gene Ontology annotation, biological process: fatty acid catabolic process. The transcript has 4 exons. Lineage: Eukaryota; Fungi; Ascomycota; Sordariomycetes; Diaporthales; Diaporthaceae. The record is from RefSeq and is a predicted model, not a curated record. Bases 1 to 960 code for a protein of 319 amino acids.